Podospora anserina S mat+ is the source of this 858-nucleotide messenger RNA. RefSeq lists its product as uncharacterized. The record is from RefSeq and is a predicted model, not a curated record. The transcript is spliced from 2 exons. The coding region runs from base 1 to 858 and encodes 285 amino acids. NCBI's taxonomy places the organism in Eukaryota, Fungi, Ascomycota, Sordariomycetes, Sordariales, Podosporaceae.
AUGGCCGGCCGUUUUACCAGGAUAGCUGCCGCUGGAUUGCGCAGUCCAGUCAGAGCUGGUCCUGUGCCUUCCAAGUGCCUGCAGAGAAGAGCUUUCGGAUCAUCUGGGCCUGGCUAUAACAAAGGGCCUGUCUCCGGCAGGAUUGAUGAAGGACUCAAGCUCGCAAUCGGGUUUACUGCUUUAGGUCUCGUCGGAGCUAUCACAUACGAUGUCACCGACGAGGUUCUUCAUCGUCACCGUCAACGUCAGCUGGACAACCAUACUCCCGGAUUUCUGAUUGCAUUGGAGAACAAACUACUGGGUCGGCCUGUUGAGCAUGUAGAGGAGGACCCCGAUCAUACGGAAGCCCUGAUCGACAAUGCCGGAGGCACGUUGAGUGAUGCCCAGGAAGAGCUGGCAUUCCACGAGACUGACUUGGGCGCUCAGCUGCACACCGAUGGCACUCAGUUGGACAACGACGGCAAUCAGUUGGAAGCCCAGGAGACUGAACUAGAGAGCGACGCGACUCAGUUUGACGUCCAAGAGUGUAUCCGACAGAAUCAGACCCAGCUUGAGUCCAUCCUCCAGAAUGAAGAGAAGGACGGAGAAGCGCGAGCCGCCAUGGAAAGCCGCCUCGACGACUUGGCGUCCACAAUGGGAAAGUUGAAGGCGCGCAACGUGUCAACCCGGAAGGUGUCAGCGAAGAAGGUGUCUCGGUUUGAAGACAAUGUUCUAGAGUUGCAGGCUCGGCUGAAGAAGUUGGAGGCAGUGAAUGAGAGGGCUGCUCCCAAGGCUGGCCCAGAGCAGCCAACGCUGCGGGUUAGCUGGUACACCGUUAUCGCGUGUGCCGUCGUCUACGGCUUGGGAAGAAGCCUGUGA